AUGCGGCCAUUUGUUCAAUCACUCCAUGGCCGAGACCUCCGAUUGCUAGAUAGCAUCAUUCGCCCCCGGCCGCUCCUCAUAUCCCACAAUCCCCCUCGAGAGACCAAAAAGCCCACCGUCAAGCCAUGGCUCCUGGCCCAAGGUCAAUGGAGGGGAGCAAAAUCGGUGUCAGGGAAGAAGGUGAAAGAACUACAACAAGGCACGAUCCAGGCUGAACCCCUUCCCGAUCUACCUGCCGACGAUGAGCCCCAGUAUCCGACCGUGCUCAAGGGUGCCAAAUCCAACAUGGCCAAAUUCGACAACUGCGUCCUACUCACCCGUGUCGGCAAUUUCUACGAAUUGUACUUCGAACAGGCGGAAGAAUAUGGGCCGCUCCUCAAUCUCAAGGUCGGCCACAAGCAGACCAAGCUCGGUCCCGUUGCGAUGGCGGGAUUCCCCUUUUUUCAGCUGGACAGAUUCUUGAAAAUGCUCGUACAAGACCUCAACAAAUAUGUUGCCAUAUGCGAAGAAUUCUUGGUCCAGGCCUCGGGCAAGGUCAAAUCAGGAGGUCUCAAACACGACCGUCGGGUGACAAGAGUGAUUACCCCGGGCACGUUGAUUGAUGAGAAGUUCCUAGACCCAUACGAAUACAACUUUUUGCUAUCUAUUGAUCCGGAACCUAUCGUGACCGACCAAAGCAGUGUUAGCACCUCCGGAGGGUCAGCACCCGAGCCUGAGCAGAAGAUCGGUCUUGCUUGGUUGGAUCUAUCCACUGGUGACUUCUAUACGCAGAUCACCGGCCGCGGCUCGUUGUCUUCGGCGUUGACCAGAAUUGAUCCCCGGGAGAUUGUUCUGCCUUCUGACGUUUCUGAAGAAAUUCGCAACGAGGUACAGAACAUUGUUGGCCAUGAUCAUCGACUCCUUACAUUGCACAAGACAGAAGGUGAAUUUGUAUCCAUGACAGAGUGGAACGAGAUGCUCGAGUCCCCUGUGGCUGAACAUUCAGACGGAGUAUUCAGCACAGCAGAAAAAUAUGCUGGUCACCGACUCUUGGACUACGUCCGCAACCGGCUGCAGGGGUUACAGCUUCGUCUGCAGCCUCCACGUCAAAGGGAACUCCAAGCAAUUCUGAACAUUGAUCGUAACAGUCUUAGGGGCUUGGAGAUUUUGGAGACUGCACGAGACGGCCUUGGGAAGGGCAGCUUGUUUCAUGCUGUCAAGAGGACCUCAACUAAAAGCGGUGCUCGCCUUCUUCGAGACCGUCUUACAUCACCAUCAGCUUCCCUGAGCGAAAUCAAUGACCGACUUGACCUGGUGUCAGUAUUUGUUGAAAAUGAGGAAUUCACGGAGUCUUUGAUCUUCCGUCUUCGACGGACAUUCGAUGUCCAACGUAUCGUUCAAAAAUUUGCUCUAAACAAAGGAGAUGCUGACGACAUGCUGUCGCUGGCGAGCGCCAUCGCUGAGACUGUUGCAACGAAUGAUCUUUUGCAGUCACUGGAACAAGAUUUGAAGACCGCUGAGAACCAUGAGUUGGAUCAAGCAAAUGUGAUAGUUCCGCUCCAAAAGCUGUUACGGCGUUUUGAACUGCAAGGCCCGGCCGAGCUUCAGGCUCUGAUUUCCUCGGCCAUUGAUGAGCAGGGUCUCAUGCAGAAACACCGGCUUGAAGAAGACGAAGCGGCAAGUGUGGCAGCCAUGGCACAUGAUGUCGUCCUGCAAAGCGCUCCAGAAGAAUUGGAGUUGUUGCCCAAAGCUGUGAGAACAAGGACCAAGUUGGAAGACCCGAAGAAGGACGAGAUUGAACUCGAGGAGCCAUGGAUAAUGCGGCGCAAUGCUAGCGAGGCGCUUCUACGGCUACAUGAAGACCUAGACUCACUGCAAACAGAAAAGGUCAAUCUGGCGAACAGACUGCGAGAGGAACUAUCUGCGCCGACUUUGAUUCUCAAAUCCACACCGGGCCUAGGCCACAUCUGCCAUAUUCGCAGCGCCACAGGCUUCAAUCGAGAAAAGUUGGAAUCGCUCGAUGCAAGGAUGGUCUCGUCUUCGAAAAGUACUCGCUCCUUCUAUCUGAGUGACUGGACACGGCUGGGCCGACGGGUUGAUCAAGUGGUUCUCAACAUCCGGGAGGAAGAAAAAAGAAUCUUUGCAACGCUGAGGGAGCUUGUCAUCAAGAACUUAGUGACAUUGAGGCGCAAUGCGGCAGUCAUGGAUGAAUUAGAUGUCGCAAGCGGUUUUGCUGUCCUUGCGAGGGAGCAAUCAUGGGUUCGACCCAUCCUAAACAACGGUAUGGAGCACAAGAUCAUCGGGGGCCGGCACCCUACAGUCAAAGUAGGAUUGGAAGAGCAAGGCAGAUCCUUUGUCAGCAACAAUCUCCUCCUUGACCACAACGAGCGAAUAUGGCUUGUAACCGGGCCCAACAUGGGUGGAAAGAGUACAUUUCUCCGGCAGAAUGCUCUGCUUACGAUACUUGCUCAGGCCGGGUCGUACGUCCCGGCUGUCCACGCUGAAAUUGGGCUCGUGGACCAGAUCUUCAGUCGAAUAGGGGCUGCAGAUGACUUGUUUCGAGAUCAGUCUACUUUCAUGGUCGAGAUGCUGGAGACAGCAGCCAUUCUCAAACAUGCCACUCCCAAGUCGUUUGUGAUCAUGGACGAGGUAGGGCGGGGCACGACUCCUGAAGAUGGCACAGCGGUUGGAUAUGCGAGUCUGUAUCACCUUUAUCACGUUAACAAAUGCCGGACGCUUUUCGCAACCCAUUUCCACGCACUAGCAGACAUGACGCGGAACUGGUCAAAACUGGGUUGUUAUUGCACUGAUGUGCUCGAGCACGAAGAUGGCUCAUUCAUGUUCCUGCAUCGAUUGAAACAGGGCAUCAACAGACACUCCCACGCACUGAAGGUGGCCAAACUGGCCGGACUGCCUCCAGCAGCUCUCAAAGUUGCAGAAGAAGUCUUGUUACAGAUUACGGCGGAGAAGACUAAGGUACAGGGACAACCUCGUCCGCCAGAGGCAGCAUUCGAAGGGGGAAAGACAUUGAUGGCUGCAACUGGGUGA
Molecule: messenger RNA, 3027 nt
Organism: Fonsecaea multimorphosa CBS 102226
Lineage: Eukaryota; Fungi; Ascomycota; Eurotiomycetes; Chaetothyriales; Herpotrichiellaceae
Exons: 1
Coding region: 1-3027 (1008 amino acids)
Biological process (GO): mismatch repair
Cellular component (GO): nucleus
Molecular function (GO): ATP binding; mismatched DNA binding; ATP-dependent DNA damage sensor activity
Source: RefSeq, a predicted model, not a curated record